Melampsora larici-populina 98AG31 is the source of this 771-nucleotide messenger RNA. RefSeq lists its product as uncharacterized. Lineage: Eukaryota; Fungi; Basidiomycota; Pucciniomycetes; Pucciniales; Melampsoraceae. The transcript is spliced from 4 exons. The record is from RefSeq and is a predicted model, not a curated record. The coding region runs from base 1 to 771 and encodes 256 amino acids.
AUGCCUACCCAAUCGAAGUACGCGCAACCGAAAGACAACUCCUCGUGGUUUGACCGCCUAUCGCCACGCGAUCAAUCUGAACAUUGGCCAUUAAAAAUUGGCCCGAUGGCGCACCCGCUAAUUCAUGCUGGGUACGACCAGUGUUUCGAUUGCGGCAAGUUUGGGCAUCGUCGAGACCGUGGUGCUGGCUGCACUAGCAAAGUCAAAAAAGCCCCGCCUUUUGGGACUUGGCGACGAGUCACUACGGGCAAGACUUACAGCAUGAACAUGCUUGAGAUGUUGCCCCAAAACUUGGAGAAAGCACAAGCCGAAGUAAUAGCAAUGGAAGAAAUUCCGGAGUACGUCGCCACCGAUUUCGACGUUUUGACUCCUUGGGUCUUCACGGAACAAGACAUGGCCAACCUCGAAGCCACAGAAUCUUUUGCAACUAAAAAUACCCAAUCGGCCAACCGCAGCCACGCAGAUCAAACAGCAGGGACCACGCUAAGCGAACCAAAGCAAAGCACAUCCAAGGGGAACCCUCGAGGAGAACCGCAGAGAUUAUAUGCAACAUUUUGGAUUGUCAACAUGAUCAGUGUAGAAAUUGAGCUGCAAUGCUGUAAAUAUUGCGAAAUAGCAAGGUCGCAUCGCAAACAAAGUAAAAAAGCAACAGCAAUGCAAUGUGGUUCAUCAAGCCAAACACCCUAUAGAAAAUUGCUAACGGGCACGGCCCAAGAAAUUGAACCUUUUAACAGAAAAGCCUGCUCUGACCCUCCAACAGAUAAUCAAUAA